Messenger RNA from Effrenium voratum, 705 nucleotides. The record is from the annotation of a GenBank genome assembly. Lineage: Eukaryota; Dinophyceae; Suessiales; Symbiodiniaceae.
AUGUCAGCAGCUUUCACAGCUCGCGAUGCACACAGCGUCACAGUGUCUCUCGAAGCUCAGAAGCUCAGAAGCCACAGCCACAGCCUCUGGGCUUUGGGCCUGAGACAAUGCCCGGGCCCCGAAUUGGCUUUGGGCGAUACCCGGACACUCAGAGAGGAGCCGGCGAUGCUUCGGAUGCAAAUUGCCGUAUUUGCCGUAUUGCUGGCCUGCGAGAGACUGCCGGAGAGCAGCUUGGAAGGUGCAAGUGUGGGUUCCACUUCUGGGCCAGUGCUUCGGAAGAAGCUCUUCGACCAGAACGUCUCGGACUGGGCAUCGAGAUAUCGGAAGCACAAGCAGAGCUUGGAUCAGACGACGAGGGACUGUGAGUUGCUCCGCGCAGACGUGGCGAAGCAGGGGGCGGAGGUGGAUGAACAGGUGCAGAAGUUGGCGGAGUUGGAGGACAAGUAUCAGAACCAGACGUUGGCAAAGCACGCAGAGACCAGGGCCGCCCUUGAGGCAGCCGGGCAGCGCAAACAACAGCUGGCCCUUGAAGUGGGCGAAGCUCGGAAGUUAAAGGCUCAGCUGGCCAAGGAAUGCAAGUUGCUCAAGGCAGACUAUGAGCGCAGGCAUUCCGAGCUGGCGCGGGGAGCGGAGAUGCGCGACAGGCUAGAGCAGCAAUUGAUGACCUUCACACAGCAGCUGAACCAGGUUGGGGAAGGAACAUGA